Messenger RNA from Syngnathus typhle (broad-nosed pipefish), 593 nucleotides. Its product is annotated as probable global transcription activator SNF2L2. Bases 45 to 593 code for a protein of 182 amino acids. The transcript has 5 exons. The record is from RefSeq and is a predicted model, not a curated record. NCBI's taxonomy places the organism in Eukaryota, Metazoa, Chordata, Actinopteri, Syngnathiformes, Syngnathidae.
AGAACCUCCAACUGGCCGUGCAAGGAAAGAGGAGCCUACCCACAAUGCAGCAGCAACAGCAGCAGCAACAGGCGGCGAGUGGUAGUCCUUACAACAGACCUCAAGGAAUGCCAAUGGCACCUUUGGGUGGAGCCCAGUCCAGCCCGUGCCCCACUCCAGCCAUGCAAGGACACAAUCAAGGUGCAGGGCCCAAACCUUGGCUCGAUGGCCAAGGCGGUGACAAUCAAGCCGGCGCCCCCAAGCACCUCCCCCCUGUGAGCGGCGGUCGCCCGUCGCCCGCGCCUCCCCAGGCCGCCUCUUUGCCAGCCGGGCCCCUGCCGGGCGGCUCCGUGGCCCCUCAACCGGCGGGCCAGCAAGUGUCUCCCAUGCUGCAGAUGCAGCAGAAGCAGAACCGCAUCACACCCAUUCAGAAGCCACAGGGCCUGGACCCGGUGGGCAUCCUGCAGGAGAGGGAGUACAGGCUGCAGGCUCGGAUUGCGCAUCGUAUCCAAGAGCUGGAGAGUCUGCCGGGCUCCCUUCCGCCCGACCUGAGGAACAAGGCCACGGUGGAGCUCAAGGCACUGCGGCUUCUCAACUUCCAGCGGCAGCGAUAG